Molecule: messenger RNA, 1233 nt
Organism: Penicillium soppii
Lineage: Eukaryota; Fungi; Ascomycota; Eurotiomycetes; Eurotiales; Aspergillaceae
Product: 3'(2'),5'-bisphosphate nucleotidase
Exons: 1
Coding region: 1-1233 (410 amino acids)
Biological process (GO): phosphatidylinositol phosphate biosynthetic process; sulfate assimilation
Molecular function (GO): 3'(2'),5'-bisphosphate nucleotidase activity
Source: RefSeq, a predicted model, not a curated record
AUGAAGCAUUCGACCGCUCACCGAACGGAUCAGACCCCACGCUCUUAUUUGUUACGCGUCCUGUCCCGCUUCCUUGUCUGCUCCACCCUCAUCCUGGCCCUCAGCGUGGCUCUCAAAUCCCGCUCUCGUCUCUCCCUCCUCCUCCCCCACCUCUCUACCACAAAAGUCGAAACCAUGUCCUACCAACAAGAACGUUACAUUGCCGAAUUGGCCGUCCAGCGGGCGUGCCUUCUCACCCAGAAGGUCUUCUUCGAGAAGGCUAAGGGUACCGUCUCCAAGGACGACAAGUCCCCCGUCACCAUUGGCGACUUCGGCGCCCAGGCCCUCAUCAUCUCCGCCAUCCGCAAGAACUUCCCUAACGACGAGAUUGUCGCCGAAGAAGAGGCCAGCUCCCUGCGUGAGGACAAGGACCUCAGCGCCGAGAUCUGGCGCCUGGUCAAGGACAUUAAGUUGGACGACGAGGAGAGCGACAACAUCCUCGGUGGCCCCCUUACCAGCGAGCAGAGCAUGCUCGACAUCAUUGACAACGGCAACAGCGCCGGUGGCCCCAAGGGCCGCAUCUGGGCCCUCGACCCCAUCGACGGCACCAAGGGCUUCCUGCGUGGCGGCCAGUACGCUGUCUGUCUCGGUCUGAUGGUUGACGGUGACGUUAAGGUCGGUGCCAUCGGUACCCCCAACCUCCCCGUUGAUGAUGCCGCCCCCAUCGAUGCCAGCACCGGCUCUCAGCAGACUGCAACUGCCGCCAACGGUGUUCUGUUCUCCGCCGUCCUCGGCGAAGGCGCCACCAGCCGUCCCCUUGCCAGCGGCACUCUCGCUGCCAGCAAGGCCAUAUCCAUGCGCCCCGUUGCCAAGAUCUCCGAGGCCGUCUUCUGUGAGGGUGUUGAGGCUGCGCACUCCGCCCAAGGUGACAACGCUGCCGUCGCCCAGCUUCUCGGUAUCACCGCCCCCAGCGUGCGACUGGAUUCGCAGGCCAAGUACUGCUCUAUUGCCCGUGGUGCCGGUGACAUCUACCUCCGUCUCCCUGUCAAGAAGGACUACCAAGAGAAGAUCUGGGAUCACGCUGCUGGUGACCUUCUUGUUCGUGAGGCCGGUGGCCAGGUCACCGACAUCUACGGAAAUCGCCUGGACUUCAGCAAGGGCCGGACUCUCGCUGCCAACAAGGGUGUUGUUGCUUCACCCAAGGCUCACCAGGACGCUGUCGUUGCUGCCGUCAAGACCGUGCUGAAGCUGUAA